This is a messenger RNA of Epinephelus lanceolatus (giant grouper), 3990 nucleotides long. RefSeq names its product hydroxysteroid (17-beta) dehydrogenase 4 (gene hsd17b4). Gene Ontology annotation, molecular function: oxidoreductase activity. The record is from RefSeq and is a predicted model, not a curated record. Lineage: Eukaryota; Metazoa; Chordata; Actinopteri; Perciformes; Serranidae.
CCCCUCGUAAUUGCGGAAGUGGAAGUUGUCGAAGUUCACCCUGCUUGUCAGUGUUGCUCUUGUAACCGCUGUGCUGUUAGUGUCCAGAAACAGAGGAUAAUAACUCACAGGGAUGUCUCUGUCUUUCGAGGGAAGAGUUGUGCUUGUCACCGGGGCCGGAGGAGGCCUUGGCAGGGAAUAUGCACUGGCUUUUGCUGCAAGAGGUGCCUCAGUUGUAGUGAAUGACCUUGGGACAGACACUAAAGGGGGUGGAAAGAGUUCUGCAGCUGCUGAUAAGGUGGUGGAGGAGAUAAGAGCGAAGGGAGGCAAGGCCGUGGCAAACUAUGAUUCUGUUGAAGAUGGAGAAAAAUUGAUCCAAUCAGCCCUGGAUGCAUUUGGAAGAAUAGAUGUUGUGGUAAACAAUGCUGGGAUCCUCCGUGACCGAUCAUUUGCCAGGACCAGUGAUUUAGACUGGGACCUGAUUCAGAGGAUUCACUUGAGAGGCUCCUUCUUGGUGACUCGAGCUGCCUGGAACCACAUGAAAAACCAAAAGUUUGGCAGAAUUAUCAUGACGGCUUCAGCCGCCGGCAUCUAUGGUAACUUCGGCCAGGCGAACUACAGCGCUGCCAAGCUGGGCAUGCUGGGGCUGUCAAACACGUUGGCCAUCGAGGGAAGCAAGUACAAUGUCCACUGCAACACUAUUGCUCCUCUCGCUGGGUCACGUCUCACAGAGAAUAUCAUGACCCCGGACCUUGUGGCAUCUCUGAAGUCUGAGUAUGUUGCUCCCCUGGUCCUCUGGCUCUGUCAUGAACAAUGCCAAGAAAAUGGAGGACUGUUUGAGCUCGGCGGAGGCUGGAUCGGUAAAUUGCGCUGGGAGCGUUCUCAGGGCUGCACUGUAAGAAAGAAGAACCAACCCAUGACUCCUGAGGCUGUCAGGGACCAGUGGGACAAAAUCUGUGAUUUUACAAAUGCCAUCAAGCCUACCAGCCUACAAGAGUCUUUCCAGUCAGUCGUGAGUGUGCUGCCUCAGUUAGACUCGGAGGGAGACAUCGGUGCAAAUCCAACAGCUGCAGCUGCUGCAUCUUCUGCAUCUUCGAUCAAUCCUUCUGAGGUAGUGGGACAAAAACUACCACCGACCACGUUCAGCUUCGACCACAUCCAGUGUAUCCUCUACGCGUUGGGGGUCGGCAUGUCCACCAAGGACCCAGACCAUCUCAGGUUCCUGUAUGAAGGUCAUGAAAGCUUCAGCUGCCUCCCCACCUUCGGGGUCAUUCCCGCCCAGGCAGCCAUGAUGGGAGGCGGGCUCAGCUCAAUACCUGGACUCGACAUAGAUUUCACACAGGUAUUGCAUGGAGAGCAGUAUCUGGAGCUUUACAAACCUUUGCCAACCUCAGGCACUCUCACCUCUGAGGCCACCAUAGCAGACAUUUUGGACAAAGGAUCCGGAGCCCUCAUCCUCUUGGAUGUGAACACCUUCAACGGCAACGAGCUGAUUUGCUACAACCAGUUUUCAGUGUUUGCGGUCGGAGCUGGAGGGUUUGGAGGGAAGAGAACCUCUGAAAAAGCCAAAGCUCCCGUGCCCCCACCUAAACGGGCACCAGAUGCUGUGGUGAUUGAUUCGACCACGAGAGACCAAGCCGCCCUGUACCGUUUGAGCGGAGACUGGAACCCUCUCCAUAUAGACCCCAGCUUUGCUGCCAUGGGAGGCUUCAAGGCUCCCAUACUUCAUGGCUUGUGCUCGUUCGGCUUUGCUGCGAGACACGUCCUCAAGCAGUUUGCCGACAACGACCCCUCCAGAUUCAAGGCCAUCAAGGUUCGCUUUGCAAAGCCAGUGAUGCCAGGUCAGUCACUACAGACUGAGAUGUGGAAGGAAGGCAACAGAAUUCACAUCCAGUGCAAAGUGAAGGAGACCGAAGCCGUUGUGCUAGCUGGGGCCUAUGUUGAUUUACAUGGCACAUCAGAGGCUUCUCCAGAAACUGUCACCCAAGCGGGGGGCCUUCAGAGUGAGCUUGUGUUUGCAGAGAUUGGCCGUCGUAUCAAAGACGUGGGCUCAGAGUUGGUCAAGAAGGUGAAUGCUGUGUUUGGCUGGGAGAUCACCAAUGACGGCAAGACUGCUGCACAGUGGACCAUUGAUCUGAAGAAUGGCAGCGGCUCCUUGCACAAAGGCCCUUACAGUGGGAAGGCGGAUGUGACCUUCACCGUGUCGGAUGAAGACUUCAUGGAGGUGGUGCAGGGGAAACUGAACCCUCAGAAGGCGUUUUUCUCUGGCAAGCUUAAGGUUAAAGGGAACAUCAUGCUGAGUCAGAAGCUGGAGGUCAUCCUGAAGGACUACGCCAAGCUGUGAGCUCCUCAGCCAACCACUCAGACGACUCUUUCACCGAUUGACCAGCCGACCAGCUCUCUCUGUCUGUCUACUUUACUUCUCCUGAUUCAUGAGUGUGUACAAACGCCUAAACAAAUCAGCCAGUAAGAUAAGGACUACUUCAGAGUGAAUUCUCUCAUAUAAAUUACCUCUAACUGAAGUAUUAAAAUGUACAAAGACUACCUGAUCAAACAUGAGGUCAUCUUUAUUUUAUCACUUUGGCUAUGUUGACAUCACAGGGCUCAAUUCUGAUUUUUCCCAAGAUUGAUCUUUCUGCCUAGACUGCUUACAUUCAUGUUUGAAGUGACCCGUAUCUUACAUCAGUGUGAACGGACGCUGCCCUGAAACGCCUCACAUAAAGUCAAUAACAUCACACACCUCUUACUAACGUACACCGAGUGAGCAAGUGAACUCUGGCGGAUGGAGCGUGAAAAAAUAUUCAGAUUCACAACGAGCGACAAACAAGUUCAGGGAGCCGAUGGAGUUCUGAGCGAGCCAAAGCAACGGCGGAGGUGUGCAAAGCUUUGCCAAAAUAGAGCUAGGACGAGUGUUUUCUCAAACAGGCAUCAUGUAACUAGCCUGUUGACUGACACACAGAGCAGAUUAAAGCAUCUUCAUUGGGAAACACUGAAACAAUCCCCUCUUGCUCAUUCACAUCACGUCCUAUAUGUUGGAACAACAACAAAAAACAUCACACUUGUGACCCAGGCAUUUAGGAAAUAAAAUAAAUGGUUAAAGCUUCACCUCCCAAAUGAUUUGCUGCCGUCAUCGGAUGAUAAUUCAUCAUAUGUUGAGGAUGCGGGUGAGAGGAAGGAGUCAAGAGGAGGACAAGAGGAGUCAGGGUGGUGGGGCUGCAGUGUGGAGGGUUUCACAGAGGAGCAGUUCCUCCAAAACUUUAGGAUCAUCCCAUAUUCUUCUGUAGUUUUGACACUCUGAUACUGUAUGGUGAGUGAUCUGCACCUGCAGUUCAAUAUGACGUGGAAAAUCCAUGGAUGUACGGGUAAAACACUCACACAGCGGUCACAUGACCACUGAUCAGAUAUGUAUCCCACUUAGGAACAGGUAUACAAGUGGCCGACAAAUCUGUGUGUCUACACUGUGUAAUCUGUCAUGAGAGAAAAAAAAUCAGAUUUGAGCCACAUUAUCUUGUAAUGUGAACAUAGCCUUUGACAACACAAACAGGAGGAAACAGGAUUUAAAAAAUGUUUUAAUAAUAAUUCAUUGUCUUUUCAGCUGGUUAGAGCUUACUUGGUUGGUUCUGCCUGGUCCUUCCCUGCUAAAUGUGCACUUAACCCACCUGCCUUUAAAAAACAGGAAAUAAUUAACAGUUUUCAGAUUCAACGAGAUAUCAGGAGAAACAAGUGUCUACUACAGUGAGCCACAUUUCAUCCUAGUACUGGGUGAACGUACUGGAUGGCAUGAGAACAAUUACAAUUCAAAGUCAUACUCCAGUCUGUUAAAUCAGAAGCAGUUUUUUGUACCUGAUAUUGAGAUCUCAAAAUACUGAAAUGUAUAAUAAUGUUAUAAUAAUGUAGAGUUUGCUAGCUAUGAAAAAUAAUGAUUUACACUUAAUUUUUAAUGCUAAUUAUGUGAUUGUAAAGAAAUUCAGUGUUUGCUCUUCUAUGAAAAUAAAGUAAUUCAGAUGAAAA